AUCUAAGAACCUCAGAGAAUAUGCAGUUCAAACCAUUCGUCGCGGUUAUCCUUCUCUUCGUCGCUCAGAGCAUCGCCGCUGAGUGCAUCGUCGCUCAAAGUCCUGGAUCAGGGGAAUAUCCGAGUCCUAGCAUCCCAGACGGGUCUGUUAUGUGUACAUCUAAUGCGGAAUGCCCUCCAGGACAGCACUGUUGCGGAAUUUCGCCUGACGUACAGUAUUGCCUUCCUAUAGGCACCAUUUGUUGAAGCGACCAAAGGGUGACGGGUUUUCGGUCCCAAUUUAGUGAUCCUCUGUCGAAUCAUCAGAAAUUAGUAGCUAGCCACACGAUUUUGUGAAACAAUUUUUAGUGUAGACGAAUAUCCAUAAUGCUUACCUC
This is a messenger RNA of Laccaria bicolor S238N-H82, 376 nucleotides long. RefSeq names its product ectomycorrhiza-regulated small secreted protein (gene MISSP7.7). Bases 21 to 245 code for a protein of 74 amino acids. The record is from RefSeq and is a predicted model, not a curated record. Lineage: Eukaryota; Fungi; Basidiomycota; Agaricomycetes; Agaricales; Hydnangiaceae. The transcript has 5 exons.